GGGGAGGGCAAUCUUCUGUGGUGGUGGGUCUCCUUGGCUGCCUUUCCUUAUUAGGGUAGGCUCUAUAAGGUUAGGAGAAAGAGGCAGCACUGGGCACGUAAGGGGUGGGGGCAGUGGCAAGGAGGAUCUGGGUAUUCUGGAGAAGGGAGUGGGCAGGGCACAGAAACAGGAGAUGAAAAAGUAUCAGUGUGAAGAGUUUGGAAAGUCCUUUCAUGUGGCCUCCAGUCGGCCUGGGGAUAGAGGGUCUGCUUAGGAUGGUGUAAGAUUCCUGAAGAUAGGACAUGCCCUUCCACAUCUCUGACGGUCUCAUCAGAUCCAGCCCAGAAGAGAUCCACAGAAGCUGCUCUAGGAACAGCCAUGCUGGAGGACAAAGGGAUGCAAAUGUCUCCAGUCUUGACCUGCCUAGCUCUGGGCCUGGCCCUCAUCUUUGGUGAAGGAUCUGCCUCAUACCAUCGCCAGUCUCAGGCUGCCCAACUGGUCACAGAUUUUGGAGUGAAGGUAUUUCAGCAGGUGGCACAGGCCUCCAAGGACCGUAAUGUGGUUUUCUCACCGUAUGGGGUGGCCUCGGUCCUGGCCAUGCUGCAGCUGACAACAAGAGGAGAAACCAGGCAGCAGAUCCAAGCGGCAAUGCAGUUUGAGAUUGAAGAGAAAGGCAUGGCCCCUGCCCUCCGUCAACUGUAUAAGGAACUUAUGGGGCCAUGGAACAAAGAUGAGAUCAGCAUCGCCGAUGCCAUCUUCGUCCAGCGAGAUCUGAAGCUGAUUCAAGGCUUCAUGCCUCACUUCUUCAGGCUGUUCCGAACCACGGUCAAGCAGGUGGACUUUACAGAGAUUGACAGAGCCAGGUUCAUUGUCAAUGACUGGGUGAAGAGACACACAAAAGGCAUGAUUAGUGACUUACUUGGCAAAGAGGCCGUGGACCAGCUGACACGCCUGGUGCUGGUGAAUGCCCUGUAUUUCAAUGGCCACUGGAAGACACCCUUCCCGGAGUUGGGCACCCACCACCGCCUCUUCCACAAGUCCGAUGGCAACACCGUGUCAGUGCCCAUGAUGGCUCAGACCAACAAGUUCAACUACACUGAGUUUUCCACCCCUGAUGGCCAUUACUACGACAUCUUGGAAUUGCCCUACCAUGGGGACACUCUCAGCAUGUUCAUUGCUGCUCCCUAUGAAAAAGAGGUGCCUCUCUCUGCCCUCACCAACAUUCUGGAUGCCCAGCUCAUCAGCCAGUGGAAAGGGAAUAUGACCUGUCUGCCCCGCCUCCUGGUUCUGCCGAAGUUCUCCCUGGAGAGUGAAAUUGACCUCAGGAGGCCCUUGGAGAACUUGGGGAUGACCAACAUGUUUAGUCCAAGCCAGGCGGACUUCUCAGGUUUUUCAGAUCAAGAGUCUCUCUACGUAUCACAAGCACUGCAAAAAGUGAAGAUCAAGGUGAAUGAGAAAGGCACAGUGGCAUCCUCCUCUACAGCCAUUACUGUCUCAGCCCGAAUGGCCCCCGAGGAGAUCAUCAUGGACAGACCCUUCCUCUUUGUGGUGCGGCACAACCCCACAGGAACGGUCCUUUUCAUGGGCCAAGUGAUGGAACCCUGACCAUGAAAAAGGAAGCUCUCAUCUGGGACAGAACUGGAGAUGUAUCAAUGAAGAAACUGCGAAGAAAAGAACUUUUAUUUUCAUUAAUCUUUCUGGAGAAAGAGAAGACAUUUGCCUUUUUAAAAAUGGUAAAGCUGCCUUCUAGACCUCAGCCUCUCCAAACCUGACUGUAAAACUCUCAGAGCCACUUGUGCAGCUGCUUCUGCCCAUUGCUCUGCCCGUUCAGGUCUUCCGAUCUGGAUCCCACUGAGGCCCUGGCCGAUGGCACUGCAAGGCUUAUAGGAGCUUCCGUGUGCUUGGUAGAAACUCUUUGCAUUCCAGUCACGUUGCCAUCACUCUUGCACUGUCUGCCACUGCUGAGGAGGCUGGCAUCAGGCCAGAGAAGACCAAUGCAAGAAACACCCUUUCAUUGCAAAGUCUGUCCUUCCCCGGCUCAGAGGUGCCAUGGAAUGGCAGAGCAACUACCUACCCAGUUGCAGAAACCCAUCCUGGCCUGGUCAUCUCCCUCCCCAGAAACAGUGAGCAUAUAUUAUUUCUGAGUGUAGGUGACUUGUUUACUUAUAGAAGCAGGUUUCUGCUUCCCACAAACUUUAUUUUGCAGGAAUAGAGGAAAAAGGUAUGCCUGGCUCUUGGCUCCAAUCUCCUAGUGCGGAGGGUGGGAUGCCUCGGGUGUGCUUGAUUAUUUAUCACAUUCUUGUGUGCUUGUUAGAGCGAAAGAGGACUAUCAAGAAAUGCAUAUUAUUUAAACCUGCCUAGAGUGUUCCUUUGUGGUCUGUGUUAUUGCAUCUCAGGAGUCUGGCCACUUAACUGCCAUACCCCAGGGGGUGGCAAGCAUGAGGGGCUCACACUGCCACCUUGUGGCUGCCCAAACCCCAUUGCUCUUCACCUUUCCUUGCCUUUCCAAUUGAUGGAUUAGGACCCUGCCAAAAUUAUCCAAUUUCCCACAUUAGGGACCAAAAGGAUAUGAUGGGUGAGAGAGAUUAGAGUGAGGACAGAGUGGUUUCAAAUUUUUCCGAAAUAUUUAGGAGCAGGAGUGCAAAGGGAUGCACGACCUAGCAGGACAGAACUUUCCCCAAUUAUAGGGUGACUCACAGCUGCAUCAGUGACUCACUUCAAUGUGUCAUUUCCGGCUUUUGUGUGUGAGCAGUGGACACGUGAGAGAGAGGGAGGGAGAGAAAAAAUGAGAGGGAAUAGAGAGAGACAGCGAACUCAGGCUCAACUUCCCUAGUUAGAUAAUCUUUUUGAAAACCAACUAGCUAAGGGAUAUGGCACGAAGACCAAUUUAUUGAAGAAUUGCAUAUAGAUUUCGAAUGAAUGCAGCCUAAUAGAAUUGUAAUCAUCCCACUGUGCUCUUCAGCAAAAAUUUUGGUUCUUUGUUUUUUUUUUUCUUUUUUCAUUAUGCACUGGACAGUGAUAGCCACACACCGUACUCACAAGGACACCCAAAUGUGGGGCACGAUGUUCUUGAACUUGUGU
Molecule: messenger RNA, 3060 nt
Organism: Molossus molossus (Pallas's mastiff bat)
Lineage: Eukaryota; Metazoa; Chordata; Mammalia; Chiroptera; Molossidae
Gene: SERPINE1
Product: serpin family E member 1
Exons: 9
Coding region: 358-1584 (408 amino acids)
Biological process (GO): negative regulation of endopeptidase activity; negative regulation of plasminogen activation; negative regulation of vascular wound healing
Molecular function (GO): serine-type endopeptidase inhibitor activity
Source: RefSeq, a predicted model, not a curated record